AUGAACAAAAGCAGCCAGGCUAAGGUGGAGAAAAGAGCUCCCUUCUACGCCGUCUCUGCAGCACUUUUCUCGGCUGGUUUCGCUCCUCGACACCGCAGAGCACUCGCGGUACAUUCGCCAGCGGACGGCGUCAUGAUGGACGCGCCACCGCAAAACCAUGGCUCCACCAAAGGCAUCAUGACUUUCCAUCCGACGCUGGAGGAGUUCAAGAACUUCAACCGCUACAUCGCCUACAUGGAGUCCCAGGGAGCGCACAAAGCCGGUCUGGCCAAAAUCGUGCCUCCCAAAGAGUGGAAGCCUCGUGGGUCCUACGAGAGCAUUGACGACCUGGUGAUCCCUGCUCCCAUCCAGCAGGUGGUGACGGGGCAGUCAGGCCUCUUCACUCAGUACAACAUCCAGAAGAAAGCCAUGACCCUGCGAGAGUUCAGGAAGAUGGCCAACUCCGACAAGUUCUGUUGCCCAAACUACAACGACUUUGAAGAUCUGGAGAGAAAAUACUGGAAGAACGUCACCUUCAACCCGCCGCUUUACGGAGCAGACGUCAACGGAUCCCUCUACGACCCUAAGGUGAAGGAGUGGAACAUCUGUAACCUGGGCUCCAUCCUGGACACGGUGGAGAGCGAGAGCGGCAUCACCAUCGAGGGCGUGAACACUCCGUACCUGUACUUCGGGAUGUGGAAGACCACGUUCGCCUGGCACACGGAGGACAUGGACCUCUACAGCAUCAACUACCUGCACUUCGGAGAGCCCAAGUCCUGGUACUGCAUUCCUCCAGAGCACGGGAAGCGACUGGAGCGUCUGGCAAAAGGUUUCUUCCCCGGCAGUGCCCAGAACUGCGAGGCCUUUCUGAGACACAAAAUGACUCUCAUUUCUCCGUCCAUUCUCAAGAAAUACGGGAUUCCUUUCGAGAAGAUCACGCAGGAGGCCGGACAGUUCAUGGUGACCUUUCCCUAUUCGUACCACGCCGGCUUCAACCACGGCUUUAACUGCGCCGAGUCCACCAACUUUGCCACCGAGAGAUGGAUCGAGUACGGCAAGCAGUCCAUUCUGUCAAAACCCACACUGGCCUCACCCCUCCCCCCUCCCCCUCUGCCUCCCUCCCUCCUCCCCCUCUAG
Molecule: messenger RNA, 1116 nt
Organism: Knipowitschia caucasica
Lineage: Eukaryota; Metazoa; Chordata; Actinopteri; Gobiiformes; Gobiidae
Source: the annotation of a GenBank genome assembly